AUGUCAACUAUUACAUUCGUCACGGGGAAUGCAAAUAAAUUGAAGGAAGUGUUGGCGAUUUUAUCGACUUGCUCUGAAUCUGAUGAAAAUGGCAAGAAUCUCAAUAACAAGGUAGGUAAAUUCACGAUAGUUAAUAAAUCCAUUGAUCUCGAUGAAAUACAAGGAACAAUAGAACAAGUGACGAUAAAUAAAGCACAAACAGCGGCAAAGGCCAUAGACGGACCCGUGCUAGUUGAGGAUACGUGUUUGACAUUCGAUGCAUAUAAUCAAACCCUCCCUGGCCCUUAUGUAAAAUGGUUUGUUCAAGCUAUAGGAUUGGAUGGGUUGGUUAAAAUGUUACUCGGAUAUGAGGAUAAACGAGCAAGUGCUAUAUGUACGUUUGGAUAUUGUGAAGGACCGGGGAAAGAAGUGGUGAUUUUCCAAGGAAUAACUCGUGGUCAAAUUGUAGAUAGCAGAGGUCCAACUAAUUUUGGUUGGGAUUCAAUUUUCCAGCCUCAAGGAUUUAAUGAGACUUAUGCUGAAAUGGAGAAAAAGGUAAAGAACUCAAUAAGUCAUAGAUACAAAGCCUUGGAUAAAGUAAGAGACUACUUACUAUCCCUUUAA
This is a messenger RNA of Lodderomyces oxycetoniae, 603 nucleotides long. It is a transcript of the gene HAM1, whose product is annotated as nucleoside triphosphate pyrophosphohydrolase. The record is from RefSeq and is a predicted model, not a curated record. The coding region runs from base 1 to 603 and encodes 200 amino acids. NCBI's taxonomy places the organism in Eukaryota, Fungi, Ascomycota, Pichiomycetes, Serinales, Debaryomycetaceae. The transcript has a single exon. Gene Ontology annotation, molecular function: nucleoside triphosphate diphosphatase activity. Gene Ontology annotation, cellular component: cytoplasm. Gene Ontology annotation, biological process: nucleoside triphosphate catabolic process.